AUCUGUUUGCUGAUCCAAUUCUGGAGAGAGAAAGGAAACAAGAUUUCAAGGAGAAGGAUAUGGAUUCGUCUGCCAAAUCAGCAGAUGAGGUGGUGGAAGAGAUAAUGAGAAUUCAUAGAUCUCUUCCUCCAAGACCGGUAAUUGAUGACGUUGAAGCUGCAGUGAUACUGAUCCGAAACGCAGACAAUGAAGAACAAUCCAGGAUCGAAAGCAUUGCCAGGCAAAAGAAGCGAAAACACAUCUCUGAAGAACUUUUUAAUGUGUUGGUAGAGAUGCAGAAGCAUUUAGUUCAUUUCCAAAGUAAAGAACAGAAGAGGGAAGCUGUUAAAUUGCUAGAUCUUGAAAACUACCAUCAACUGUUCGACGAAAUGAUUCAGAGGGCGUCCAAAUGUUGUGCUCCAUCCAAUAAUAAUAGCACCCAAUCAGUUGCAUCAUCUUCAAGUAGUUCUUCGCCUUUGACAAAUCCGCCUUCUAGCAGUGUGAGUGUAUCAACGACAUCCACUUCUAGCUUGUCCUUUGACAAAGAGCCUGUCAAAAGUCCUCAGUUUUUCACUAGAGAUGAUAGCUAUGUGGAGAAGUCCAAGUCUUCGUUUCAUGGCGGGGCAAUUGGAGGAGGGCUUCGAUCAAGUGAAUUUUUCAGACCCCAGAUUGUGGAUUCCACUCUAAAACCUGCCAUUACCUCUGGCCCAGAUGGUGAAAAAUUGAGUCUUAUAAAGCUUGCUAGUUUGAUCGAAGUAUCUUCAAAGAAAGGAUUGAAAGAUCUCAAUCUUCAUAAUAAACUGAUGGACCAAAUUGAAUGGCUUCCUGACUCAAUAGGGAAGUUAUCCAGUUUGGUCACACUGAAUCUGUCAGAAAAUCAGCUUCUUGCCUUGCCCUCUUCGAUCGGAAGCCUUUUGUCAUUGACGAAACUAAAUUUAUAUUCAAACAAAAUUGUGGAGCUCCCAGAAUCCAUAGGGAAUCUUGUUAACUUGGUCCAUCUUGAUCUCCGGGGAAACCUGUUGACAUCUCUUCCUGCGACCUUUGGUAGAUUAACCCGUCUUCAAGAUCUUGAUUUGAGUUCAAACAACCUACCAGUUCUUCCUGAUUCUCUUGGUUCACUGGUCAGUCUACAGAAACUGAAUAUUGAGACUAACGGAAUCGAAGAAAUUCCACAUGCCAUUGGUCAUUGCACAUCCCUCACGGUUCUUCUUGCAGACUAUAACAAGCUUAAAGCCUUACCAGAAGCUGUAGGCAGAAUUGAAUCGUUGGAGAAACUAUCUGUUCGCUAUAAUAACAUCAGCAGAUUACCAACCACCAUGUCAUCCCUGAAAAACAUAAAACAACUCGAUCUAAGUUUCAAUGAGCUUGAUUCAGUGCCUGAGAGCUUAUGUUUUGCUACUACCCUCAUAAAGAUCAACAUCAGCAACAACUUUGCUGAUCUAAGAUCCCUUCCAAGAUCCAUUGGAAACCUUGAGAAUUUGGAAGAGUUGGAUAUGAGCAAUAACCAAAUAAGAAUCCUUCCAGAUUCCUUUAGGAUGCUAUCAAAGCUACGUGUCUUGAAAGUUGAAGGCAAUCCUUUGGAAGUACCAGCACAUAACGUUGUCGAGCAAGGUGCCCAGGCUGUUGUUAGGUACAUAAGUGAAGCCCAUGAGAAGAAGGAUUUGAAAUCACCACUUGUCAAACACAAAAAAUCUUGGACUCGCUUCUUCUUCUUUUCAAGGUCUAAUAAACGAAAGCGCCGUGGUCUUGAUUAUGUGGCUGCAUAGUUUUGCAGCAGCUCAAGAUAGCUCAAUCGAUACGAACUUGAAUUUGCUCCAAAGAGAUCGGCACUUCAAAUCCCCUCAUGGCCACCGCAAGGUUUGGCCAUUAACGUGUUGUGGGCCCAUGGGAUUAGUCAAGGUGCUAGUAAGCUGGCCAGGACACCCAUCGUUUUCUAAUUUGCAGCAGCUUCAACUAAUUUCCUUUCUUAAGGCAAGUUUCACAUCAUUGAUCUUUAGCUCAUAUGUUUAGUUCUCUUCAUAUUUACCGCACCUUCCAAUUAGGCAGCAUUAGCAUAGAAAAUACUUGUACAUGGAAAAAAUUCUCUAGUUUGUUACCGUUUUAAGUCUUUUAAGAAAAUGAAUUUGUAGCUUACCUUGUAAUUAAGAAUAUAGUUUA
Molecule: messenger RNA, 2136 nt
Organism: Cynara cardunculus var. scolymus (artichoke)
Lineage: Eukaryota; Viridiplantae; Streptophyta; Magnoliopsida; Asterales; Asteraceae
Product: plant intracellular Ras-group-related LRR protein 4-like
Exons: 4
Coding region: 60-1745 (561 amino acids)
Molecular function (GO): protein binding
Source: RefSeq, a predicted model, not a curated record